Parnassius mnemosyne (clouded apollo) is the source of this 225-nucleotide messenger RNA. The record is from the annotation of a GenBank genome assembly. Lineage: Eukaryota; Metazoa; Arthropoda; Insecta; Lepidoptera; Papilionidae.
UUGCUCAAGUAUCUUGCUAACAAUGAGCGACUGGUGGAAAGAAUUGCAGAUUCAUACCCAGUGAGAAGGGCAGCACAACUAGCUAUUUCUGUAUUUUAUAGGGGAAAGGCAAAAGCUUCAGAAAUGGAUCCUCAAAAAGUCAAUACAUUUAUGACAUUCAUUAGAAGAUUUACGCAAAACUUAAAGGAAGGAAUUGAAGAUGCUAAGAAACAAAUAAAAAAAUGA